Messenger RNA from Acanthosepion pharaonis, 549 nucleotides. The record is from the annotation of a GenBank genome assembly. Lineage: Eukaryota; Metazoa; Mollusca; Cephalopoda; Sepiida; Sepiidae.
AUGGAUAGUAGCACACCUGUUGGAGAAAUUCCUAAAAAGGCUGAAGAUGGCGGCGCUGCAGGUUCAUGCGUCAACAAGAUUCUGAAUGGACUGCAAGAAAUGGGAAUUGAAGAUCUCAAAGAAGCCUUUGAAUUAUUUGAUAAAAACCAUGAUGGCAAAAUCUCAGGAGACGAGCUUGGAUGCGUUCUGCGAAGCCUGGGUUUAGAGUACACACAGGAAGAAGUUGAUGAAAUGAUAAAAAAUGCAGACACAAACGAAAAUGGCUUCGUUGAAUAUGAUGAAUUUCUGGUGAUGAUGCAAAGGUUUUCCCAGCAACCACCAAAUCUUCCGAGCAUGGAUGAGAAAACACGCGAGGCAUUUCGCGUCUUCGAUUUGGACGGAAAUGGUUAUAUUGACAAGAACGAGUUGCGUCACGUAAUGAAACGACUUGGAGAGAAUCUUUCAGAGGAUGACGUUAAAGAAAUGUUUCGUGAAGCGGAUCUCAACAAUGAUGGAAAAAUAGAUUUUAAUGAAUUUCGUCAGCUGCUGGGUUCAUGCAAAUUGAAAUAA